AUGGAAUUUUGGAGAAGGAAGAAGAAGGCGAGAAAAUGCUUCCUCAAAAGUGGAAGUAUGUUUCUUCAACAACUCAUAGCAGACUGUAAUGGCAUGUCAAACCCUAUAAGAAUGUUCUCUUCCGAUCAAAUGUCCAAGGCCACAGAUCACUUCGAUCCCAUGUCUGCCCUCCCUAAUUCAUUUUGGUUCACCUUGUACAAGGGCGUUAUCGAAGGCAGAUCUUACGUGAUCAAGAGAUUUUCAGAGUAUGUGGUCCGUGCAGAAGAAGCGAAUGUUUACAACGACAUAGCCUUGUCUGCUCGGGUAAGUAAUCACAGUGGUUUCCUCAAACUCAUUGGUUGCUGUCUCGAAUUUCCUCGUCCGAUAAUGGUAUUUGAAGACCUAGAAUAUAUAGCCGUGAAUGAGCGAGGAAGUCUUGGUUCGGAGGACGGGCCGUUGCUGCCUUGGAAUGUACGAUUGAAGAUAGCGAAGGAGAUUGCGACUGCUAUAACUUAUCUUCACUCUGCCUUCCCUAGAAUCAUUAUACACAGAGAUAUAUGUGCAAAAAAUGUUUUCUUGGAUAAGAAUGGGACUGCUAAGCUCACUGAUUUAACGGUUGCCGUAACACUUCCUGAAGGUAAAUCGUGGAUUGAAGAUAGGGUGACUGGAAUAAUCGGAUACAUAGAUCCUAUUUAUGCCAGGACGGGCAUAGUGACAGAAUAUUCAGAUGUGUACAAUGUGUACAGUUUUGGAAUCCUUAUGUUGAUUCUUCUGAUGGGAAAACCAUCACUUCUGGAUGAUUCAGAUGGGCACUUGGUUUUUGAUACUAAUAUUCUCGUACAUGUGAAGGAUCUGCAGCAGAGAGGAGAACCUGUUGAAUUCGGGGGUGAUUCGAACUGACAUGAGGCCUGGUCAGAUUCUCGACCUGGCACUCGGAUGCUGCGAGGAGAGGACUGAGGACAGGCCUAAGAUGAUCUUGGUUGCAAAAGAGAUUAAGCUUAGCAAGCAUCACUAGAUUGUUAAAAAGUUCAAAUUCUGAGGAUGUUCAGACAGGAAGUUUGAGAUUAUGCUCAUACUUUAGUUGUGUAUUGUGUAUUGCUGUCUCAUUUCUUACCUUUAAUACUAUGUAACAUUUGAUUCUUGAGUAAAACUUUCAUCUUGAUUAAGAAAGA
This is a messenger RNA of Brassica oleracea var. oleracea, 1151 nucleotides long. Its product is annotated as non-functional pseudokinase ZED1-like. The record is from RefSeq and is a predicted model, not a curated record. Bases 1 to 879 code for a protein of 292 amino acids. Gene Ontology annotation, biological process: cell surface receptor signaling pathway; protein phosphorylation. Gene Ontology annotation, molecular function: ATP binding; protein serine/threonine kinase activity. Gene Ontology annotation, cellular component: plasma membrane. The transcript is spliced from 2 exons. NCBI's taxonomy places the organism in Eukaryota, Viridiplantae, Streptophyta, Magnoliopsida, Brassicales, Brassicaceae.